This is a messenger RNA of Argiope bruennichi, 363 nucleotides long. RefSeq lists its product as uncharacterized. The transcript is spliced from 2 exons. Lineage: Eukaryota; Metazoa; Arthropoda; Arachnida; Araneae; Araneidae. The record is from RefSeq and is a predicted model, not a curated record. Bases 1 to 363 code for a protein of 120 amino acids. Gene Ontology annotation, molecular function: nucleic acid binding; RNA-DNA hybrid ribonuclease activity.
AUGUCCAAAAAGAUAAGACAUGAAGUUUUUAGAUCAGAGCUUAUUGCUAUCAGAAGAGACCUGCAGUACGUAGUUCAGGUGGAGGAGCAUUUCCAAGACACCCGGAUCUUAACUGACAGUCGCACUUCAAUUCAGCACCUCUCCAAUUGGGGUAUUGUUAUAGACCAGACUAGCCUGGACAUUUUAAAUCUACUUGACACAUUUUCACCCGGUCAUGCCAUACAUUUUCAAUGGAACCCGUCACAUGUUGGGGUCGAAGGUAAUGAAAAGGCCGACUCCUUAGCUAAGUCCGCUGCUGAGGAGGGUGUGAGUCAUUGUGGGAAGCUUACCUUUAGCGAGAUUUCUUCCCUGGCAAAAAUAUAA